AUGGAGGGGUUGCCGAGUCGGGACCAGUGCGCGGCCAUUUUGCAGGCUCUUUUGUCGCAGCGUGCGGCCGAAGCUUUGGGCACGCUGCGCAGUUGGACGGCCUCACAGCGCACAGCUGCUCUGAAAGCCUACCCCGAUCUGAUGUGUCGCAAAGGGCACCCACAGGUUGUCCAAGCCUUGCUUGAUGGCGGUGCUGAUUUGCACUGUAAAGACAAGCGUCAACAGUCUGUGCUUCACCUUGCAAUCAUCUAUGGGCAAACGGAGCUGACUGCCAUCUUCUUGGCGGCCGGUGCAGAUGUUCAUGCCAGUGAUGUCGUACGUAGCCUGUGUCUCUGGCAGAAUACGCCCUUGCACGUGGCAUGCCGGAGGCGCAAAGUUGAUGCUGUCCGUGCUCUGCUGCAAGCGGGUGCUCGCGUAGACGCACAGAACGAGGAUGGGCUGCAACCGUUGCACUGUGGUGCUCAUGGCGGCGACUUACAUGUGGUUCACUUGCUUCUCGAGCACGGGGCCGACCCAAAGGUGGCCGAUAUCACGGGCCGCACCCCUCUCCACCUUGCCGUCCUUUAUGGUGCCCAAUAUCAGGUUUUGGAAGCUCUCAUUUUCGCCGGUGGAUCCAUCGACGCCGCUGAUGAGGUGAGCCGCUUCGUCAACGGCUUCGAAAGGCACUAG
Molecule: messenger RNA, 669 nt
Organism: Monosiga brevicollis MX1
Lineage: Eukaryota; Choanoflagellata; Craspedida; Salpingoecidae
Exons: 6
Coding region: 1-669 (222 amino acids)
Molecular function (GO): protein binding
Source: RefSeq, a predicted model, not a curated record